Molecule: messenger RNA, 5851 nt
Organism: Engraulis encrasicolus (European anchovy)
Lineage: Eukaryota; Metazoa; Chordata; Actinopteri; Clupeiformes; Engraulidae
Gene: plod3
Product: procollagen-lysine, 2-oxoglutarate 5-dioxygenase 3
Exons: 19
Coding region: 173-2377 (734 amino acids)
Biological process (GO): peptidyl-lysine hydroxylation
Cellular component (GO): endoplasmic reticulum
Molecular function (GO): L-ascorbic acid binding; procollagen glucosyltransferase activity; procollagen-lysine 5-dioxygenase activity
Source: RefSeq, a predicted model, not a curated record
UUUUCUGUUCCCAGAUUUCGCGAGAGCAGAGCUCUGACAGACGGCGGCGGAAAAGGGGGUACCCUGUUCAGUAUAGAGAGCUCAUCGGCUCCCAAGAAGCUACCGAAGCAUACCUACGUGCGGGGAAUCUCCCGUCUUUCCAAAGUGUGGAAUAUAGGUGUCGGAGCAAGCCAUGGAUCUGUCUAUUUUGGUCCUGAUGUGUGCGUUGCUGCUGGGCUGUGCCGACCACUCAUCGGCUACUGAUAAGAAGAUAGCACCAGAGAACCUUCUGGUGAUCACCGCGGCAACCGAGGAGACAGAUGGCUUCCUGCGCUUCAUGAGCACGGCCAAAGAGUUCAACUACACCGUCAAGGUACUGGGUCUGGGUGAGGAGUGGAAGGGAGGCGACGUGGCCAAAACAGUCGGCGGGGGACAGAAGGUGCGCUGGCUGAAGGACGAACUGCAGAAGCACGGCGCCAAAGAAGACCUCAUCAUCCUCUUUGUCGACAGUUAUGACGUGAUCUUUGCGAGUGGGCCGCGGGAGCUGCUGACUAAGUUCAAUCGUAUGGGCCAUCGCGUGGUCUUCUCGGCUGAGGGAUUCUGCUGGCCCGACCAACGCCUGGCCCCCAAGUACCCGCCCGUACACCACGGCAAACGCUACCUCAACUCAGGAGGUUUCAUUGGCUAUGCUCCGGACCUGUUCAACAUUGUCAAUCAGUGGAAGCUGAAAGACAACGAUGACGACCAGCUCUUCUACACACGCAUCUACUUGGACAAGGAGCAAAGGACACGGUUUAACAUGACUCUGGACCACCGCUCUCAGCUCAUUCAAAACCUCAAUGGUGCCAUUGAGGAGGUGGUGUUGAAGUUUGAGAAGGCUCGUGUUCGCGCCCGGAAUGUGGCCUACGACACGCUUCCUGUCAUCAUCCAUGGCAACGGACCCACCAAGCUGCAACUGAACUACCUUGGCAACUACGUCCCAACGGCUUGGACCUACGAGCACGGCUGUGGAAACUGCGAUGACGACCUACUCUACUUCAAUGACGUGCCGGAUGAGGAGAUGCCCCUGGUCCACAUCGGUGUGUUUAUCGAGCAGCCCACUCCCUUCAUGGAGGAGUUUCUGGAGCGUCUGGCAACCCUCAACUACCCACACACACGCCUGCGUCUGUUCAUACACAACAACGUCGUUCAUCAUGAGAAGCAUGUGUCGCAGUUCUGGGCGCGCCACCGCUCCCUGUUUCCGUCCGCCAAGAUCGUCGGACCCGAGGAGGAAAUGCAGCAGGGGGAGGCUCGAACCCUGGCAGUGGAGGCAUGUAAGAAGGAUCCUACCUGUGACUACUACCUGAACAUCGACUCAGAAGUUGCCCUGAUCAACCCAGACUUCCUACGUAUACUCAUUGAAGAGAACAAGCCUGUGAUAGCGCCGGUGUUGUCUCGGCACGGUAAGCUGUGGUGUAACUUCUGGGGCGCCCUGAGUCCAGAGGGUUUCUACUCGCGCUCCGAGGACUACAUUGACAUCGUGCAGGGCAAACGAGUGGGGCUAUGGAACGUGCCGUACCUGACUCAGGUGUACCUGAUCCAAGGCUCCGUGCUGCGCUCGCGGCUGAAGGCCGUAAACCUGUACCAGCAACAGGGCAUGGACCCAGAUAUGGCUUUCUGCCGCUCCGUACGAGACCAGGGGGUGUUUAUGUAUGUGUCCAACAGGGACGAGUUUGGCCGUCUCCUCUCCUCCAACAACUACAACACCAGCAGGCUUCACCCAGAUAUGUGGCAGAUCUUUGACAACCCCACGGACUGGAAGGAGAAAUAUAUCCAUGAGAACUACUCCAAGAUCUUUGAGGAGGGCGAGGGCAAGGUGGAGGAGCCGUGCCCGGACGUCUACUGGUUUCCGGCCUUCUCCGAACGCAUGUGCGACGACCUGGUGGAGACCAUGGAAGACUACAAUGGGUGGUCCAACGGGGCACACAAGGAUGAGCGUUUGACUGGUGGCUAUGAGAAUGUGCCUACAGUGGAUAUUCACAUGAACCAGAUCCAGUUUGAGAAGGAGUGGCUCAAGUUCCUGAAGGACUACAUCAGCCCCGUCACCGAGAAACUAUACCCAGGCUACUACCCAAAGGCCACGGCCGUGAUGAACUUCGUGGUGCGCUACAGACCGGACGAGCAGCCCUUCCUCAGACCACACCACGACUCAUCCACAUUCACCAUCAACAUCGCACUCAAUAGCAAAGGCAUAGACUACCAGGGUGGCGGUUGCCGGUUCCUGCGUUACGACUGCAAGGUGGAGUCUCCGCGUAAGGGCUGGUCCUUCAUGCACCCGGGGCGCCUGACGCACUACCACGAGGGCCUGCCCACUACGGAGGGCACCAGAUACAUCAUGGUCUCCUUUGUAGACCCCUAACCAACGCUUUGCUCUGCUCCGCACACACGUGUGUGUGUGUGUGUCUGUGUGUGUGUGUGUCUGUGUGUGUGUGUGUACCACGAAGGCCUGCCCACCAUGCAGGGGCACAUGAUGAAUCAUGAUCUUUGUAGAUCCCUAAUUAACGCUGUGUGUGUGUGUGUGCGUGCAUGCCUGCCUUCAGACAUGAGGGCCUUGUCAUGUGUCCAUCGUUUGUCCCUAACUGACACUCCACACGUGUGCGUCUCUGUGAAUGUGUGUGUGUGACUUGAGUGUUGGCUUUUUUUUUUUUUUUCAGAGGGACUACCUCAGUGAUUCACUUGCAAUGUGUGUAUAUGCGUUUUACAAGGACUGUGCGUAUGUGACUUCAUGUGGAAGACAAAUACUCAGUACAUCACACACCUUCACACCUUCAAUGACUUCAUAAACCCUGUGUGUGGGUGUGUGUUGGUGACACAAACGUGUUCAUGAUUUUUAUUUUUUUAUUUUUAGUUUUUUCUCCAAGGGCACGAUUCUUUGGUAAUGCUGUCUACACCGCCUCUGGGACAGCCUCGGUGCCAGGGCUGGACUGGUAAUCUGAUAACUCGUAAUUUUGUGAUAUUAUGAUCAGUCCAUUGUGGUCUCUUAGGAGGAAAAAAAAACAAGAAACAAACAAAUAAAAUCGUAUCGGCCCCUGAGGACUGUCGGCCCACCAGGAAAAUGCCCUGUAUGUCAGAUUACAGGUCCAACGCUGACUGAUGACAUUGUAAGGCUAAGGAGUGCGGAGCGGAAGCCCUGGGCCACAGCUGCUCAGGGGCCUCAUGGUAAUAAAAUAACAAACUGUUAGAAUCAUACGCUAAAUCACAAGUGCGAAAAGGCCUUAAAAAAAUGUAGCCCAAGGCCCUCGGGUGGUGUUACAGCUCCCCUGCCCUGUGGUGCAUUUUUUUUGACAGUGUCGUUGCUAGCUAGCAACAUAGUCAGCUAAUUUCCCGUUGUCAACCGACUAAGUUGCUAAACGGUCAGCAACGAUGCUUUCGAGAAACAGGGGCCCUGGUGUACAAGUGGCUAUGUGACACUCAGUAGGUUAGUAGAUGUUUAGCCUUUUGACGUUGCCCAACCCUAUGCACCACCAUCUUAGGCUGGUAUCAUGAUAUUUUUCAUAGAUGUUACCGCCACCUGCAGGAUAAUGUGCGUAUUGUCUUGUCACCAAUUGAUAGCAUUAUGUCAGAUAAACAUGGCGGCAAUCUGACUUGAGUCAUUCGUUCCAAUACAAAGGAGUGGUCAACACGGCAUCUAGUGGUCAUAGCUAUGGGUUACAAGUCUAAGGUAGACUUGUUUUAAAAAGGGGUUGGGUCAGCCACAUGAUUGAGAGUGCCAUGUCAACAUUUGCAAUACAGUACACCUAUGCAGUGCCACUGUGACCCACUUUCAGUUUUUUUGUUUUGUUUUGUGUUUUUUUAUAUUUUAUUACUAUUCUGUGAACUGUUCUAUUUACUAUUCUCUUCUAUGUACAUCGUGCCAUCAGUGUUGCCAAAUUGGGCUGUUUCCUGCCCAAUUGGGCUGCUUAGGAUGGCUGUCUGUGUGUAAAAAGGGUCGAAAACCAUUGGGCGGGUUUUCCUGUAGAUCUAUGUUCCAUAGAAAUCAACGCAAUCGGGUUAAAAUUGGGCGGGAUUUAGUGCCUCCAAGCGGUUUUUGAUCAUUUUUUGGCCUGGGAAUUAUCGGACACAUCUGGCAACCCUGCGGGCCACCCCACCCCAUAUGUGCAACACUGUGUUUAGUGCCUCCUGUGUGCUUUGUUGAGAUUAUGUAAACAGUGUUCAGAAGUUACAAUCCUGCACACAGUUGUCGAUCCAGCCAUACACUGCAACUGGAUCACAUAUGCCUAGGCCCUGGGUGCAAGAUUGUAACUUCUGAAGCUGCAUUACCCAACAAAGUAAUCAUGACCAAAGUGCCAUUUGCGGUCUGUGGUUCCAUUUUUGGUGGCCGAUGGCACAUUUAAAAAUAUAAUUGAAUAUUAGCCAGCACAAUAAAAUUGAGCUCAUCGCUGUGUGCUGAGCAGAGUCGUGACGUACCAUCUGCGCAAAACUUCCCACAGUCUGGGGGCUAGGGCUGCUCGAUAAUAGGGGAAAAAAUCAGUAUCGCCAUUAUUUCAGCCAAUAUUGAUAUCACAAUAUUUUUAAACUAUAUAUUUUUUAAAGAUAAAUAAUUGUGCCAAACAAUUCACAAUCUUCCCUCCCUUCAGCAAUGUGAGUGAAAAGUCAUGUAGAAACACACAGUGGUGUUCUGCAUGAGUGUUGGAUAGCAAGUCUGCUCUGUACUGGCAAUGGCUCAAGUGGAGGGGUAUGUAGCCUAUUGUGCGUAACAUGGCCUACCUUUUGGCUGUAUAAACAAAUGACUAUAUAAUAAUUCAACUCGAUAUUAUGAAAUUUCAUAUUGUUUGGCAGCAAUAUUGACAUCAUGAUAUUAAUUCAAUAAGGCCUGGCCUGGGCUUUCAGUUUCUAGUUACGUAUUGGCUACCAAACGGCGGGUGGUCAUCACACAAAAUGUCAACUCUGGGUUAUAAAAAAAAUAAACACUAGCCUACAUGCAGGAUUAGUGAUUUCAUGACAGUGGUAACUUGGCCACAAAGUAAAAAGUAGAUGCUGUUGCGUGUACAUAUUACACGUAUUCCAGACCAAAUCACUUGCUUCUAGACUUUUCAAUGCUUCUGGAAUUUUACACGAAAAUUCUACAGCCCUUAUAGCCUACCAACAGACCUUGGUGUUAACAAAAUAACCUGAGUGUUUGAGAAAUAAUUUCUUAAGGCCACAGCACAUCGCUUCCGACAGCAGAUGGAUUCAACAAGGGAUUCUAACAAACAGCUCAGACAAAAAUGCAGCUCAAUGGUAUUCAACAACCGACGUCAAUGGACAUGGACGCCAGUGUGUAGUGUUGUAUUUAAAACAAUGAAAUGGAAUUGUUGGCAGUGUCGGAGGUGAUGUGUGGUGGCCUUACCAGCCCCCCAUUGCUCUAAUGUUCCAAUGAUAUGUGUACAUGUCAACUAUUUUGAAUGGAUAUGUGCCAUUUUAGAUGUGCUAGAAGUCCAUGGCAGUUGAGUUUAACAGAUUUUUAUACUGUAUGAUCAUGAUUGAUGAAAGAUGUAUUUGUGAGUAAUUCAAAGCUUAAAACACAGGAUUUAUUGUUUCUUUUUAAAUUUGGGUGAUUAGUAUUGUCGUAAAUGUAUGAUGGAUGCAAUGUUUUUCUUUUUUUUAUUGUACUUCUUUAUUUUACUAGCCAACAGAAGCUCAACACAAGAGUACAAAAAACAACCCAUUAUUUUUUAAAUGACCAGCCGUAACAAAUGGGAACACGUUGCAGAUUGAGAAAUGGUUUUCCAAUUUUUGUAGUGUUUUGAAAAUAAACUUGCUUUGCCUAUGAUGUUACUCCUAUCUGUACAAAGUGCAUUAAAUUAUUACCUUUUGUCGAAUAAUGAAAUAAAGACUUGACAUUGUAAUAAUU